UUUUGCGAAGAUUUUCUGUUUGUGGAGGAUUCCGUCAGGUUUAGCACUUAAAUUUUUAAAAUAAAAAAUUAUAACCGUAUUAAAAACAUUUUUCUGAAAAACGAACAAUAGAAUGGCUAAAAUUUUGUUACUGUUUGCUGCUGCGGCACUUUGUGUCUGUUUUAUCACUGCUCAGAGUGGUUCAACAACCGAACUCACGUCUGAACAGCAUAUAAAAAAUCUUGUUGACCGUGUGGUUUGUUCAGAUUGCGAAUUUCGGAAACGCACCUUGAUGAGUAAAACUCAUAAAAAUGACACCUGCACGUCAUUCAGCGAAUUCAGAACAUGCUUGUUCAUAUUUUGUACCUUUAACAUAAGACAUGGCGCGAUCACUGAGGCACAAGAAAUUUGUGAUGGAUGCAGUGCCCUCCAAAUGUCCAUGCUCGUGCUCUUCAUGGCAUCAAUAGUGAAGAUCUUAUUUUAAUUAAAGUUCAGACCUUACAUCAUUUAAACAUUUUGCAAACAUCAUUUUUAAUUUUAAGACAAUUUUACGAUUGGGUAAAAAAUUUGAAGGUUAAAUUUAUGCAUGAUAAUACAAGUACUUUAAAAAAGAUAACUUAAAAUUACAAAAAAAGGGGGUGGGUGCUAAACAAAUGAUUAGAUCUUGAUUGUUGUUAUGUAACUGUUUUCAUACGUUUUAUUUAAAACCUAGUUUUAAUGAAAAAUCAAUAAUCUAUAAUUAAAGUUAUAUUUUUUUAGAAAACAAAUUUCCUAUGAUGAGCCUCUGGUUAUGAGGGAGGUUGAAUUUUAAGAUGAUUUGUGGUGUUAUUAAUAAUUGAUAAUAAACUGAAAGUAAACGAAAAUUCACUUAUCUUGUAGAUUAGGCAUUAUUUUACUAACAAAUUAUAACGUUUGCUAACAAAUAAGUUGACUAAAUCAUUAUAAGUUUUGUCUUAGCCAGAAUAUUAAACAAAUGUGGAAUAUUUCCCUAAUUUAAUUAUUCUAUCGUUUUACGGGCACAAAACUAGCAAAAACCCACCGUUAAUAUUAGGCAGAGUUAAACUAGAUGUCAGAAUAUCCCAUCAACACUCGCCCCUAAGUUUGCCAGACACAAAGAGCAGUUUAUUUUCUACCUGACGUUUACCUCCGACCCUAUACAUUUUUAUUAGAGAUGAAACCUUUUGUAUUAGACUUGAACAGUAAACUUUGAUUUAUUCUUUAAAGUUUCUUUAUAAAGGCUACCAGUUUGUUAGCGAUAUAGUGAACAAAACACCUAGAAAAUAAAAUAAAUAUGUAAA
Physella acuta is the source of this 1277-nucleotide messenger RNA. RefSeq lists its product as uncharacterized. The record is from RefSeq and is a predicted model, not a curated record. NCBI's taxonomy places the organism in Eukaryota, Metazoa, Mollusca, Gastropoda, Physidae.